Molecule: messenger RNA, 3489 nt
Organism: Aphidius gifuensis
Lineage: Eukaryota; Metazoa; Arthropoda; Insecta; Hymenoptera; Braconidae
Gene: Daxx
Product: probable serine/threonine-protein kinase kinX
Exons: 4
Coding region: 144-3266 (1040 amino acids)
Molecular function (GO): histone binding
Source: RefSeq, a predicted model, not a curated record
AUUGUCAUUAAAAUUUUAUUUUUAUGACGAAUUAAAUAGUCAUUAUAAUAAUGCUUUUAAAAAAAAUAAACAAAUAAAUAUUACAAUAAACAAUAAAAUAUCAACAUUAAAUUUCUAAAUUAAAGAAAAAUAAAAUAAUAAUAAUGACAAAUGAAAGUGGAAUCAUUACUUUAUCUUCUGAUGAGGAAGAAACACAAUCUGCUCCCUUAGAGACAUCUACAAGUAAUCCAAAUAAAACAAUGACGAAAAUUGAUGAAAAAAAAUUAUCAAAAAAAAGAUCAGGAUCUCCAAUAAUACCUGAUAAAUCAACGAUAAAAAAACGUAUAGUUUUAACUACAAUACAAAAACCUGAUGAAAAUGAUAAUUCAGAUAAAUUAGAUUUAUUAAAACCUGGAUUAGUAGAAUGUGAAAGAAGACCAGUUAAAAAAUCAAGUGAAGAAUUAUUUACAAUGUUUAUUGGACAAUGUCUUAAACGUAAACGUUCACCAUCAAUGGAUAAAAUAGUAUCAAAAUUAAAAAGACAUUAUGAACAAAUGGAUGAAAAAUAUGCACAAUGUGAAUCAUUUAUUAAUUUAUUAAAUGAAAAACGUGAAAGUCUUAUGAAUUCUGAUAAACAUUUAUAUACAAAUAUAUCAUGUAUUGAUGAUGAAAUGAAAAAUUACAAAAAAGGUAAAAAUAAAAUAGCUGAAGUAUAUUUAAGUAUACCAGGACCAUCAACAUCAAAACAAGAUGAUAAUAUUAUUACAAAAACAAUACAACAAACUACAAAUGAUAAAAUGAAACAUGAAAAUAAAAAAGUACAUAAAAUAAUGUUAACAAUGGCAGAAUGUCGUGAAAGAAUAAAAAAAUUAGAAGAAGCUGAAGUUGAUUUUGAUGAUGAAAAUAAUAGUAAUUAUAUUAAAUUAGAAAAAUAUAAAACAAGAAUAACAGAAUUACAUUAUAAACUUUGUGAAUUAACUGGUGAAAGUAAAGAUGCAAAUAGAUCAUAUUUACGUCCAAAACAUUUUAAAGUUACUAAAAUACCAAGUGUUGAUCAAGCUAUUAAUAGUUUUAUAAAUAAAAAAUUAAAAAAUAGAACUGAUAAAACAUAUUCAACAGUAAAUUCUGUUAUAUUUCCUGAUUAUAAUGAUAUAUUUGAUUGUAUUAAUAAUUGUAAUAAUAAACAAAAAUUAGGAAUGACAACAAAAGCAAUGAGAUCACUUGCUAAAAGUUCAUUUGAAGAACUUGGUCAACAAUUACAACGUGAAAGAGAACUUGAUUAUUGGGAUACAUUUUCAAUGUGGUUUAAAGAAGAUGAAGAUCCAGCUAAAAUUAAUCUUGAUUUACGUGCAAAAUUAGAUCGUAAUCGUGAAGAAGGUGAAGAAAAACUUAAAAAAUUAUUUGAUGAAUAUGUUGUUAGACAAGAAAAAGCUAUUGAUGAGCCUGACGAUGAUGAUGAUGAUGAUAACGAUGAUGAUGAAAAAAGUUCAGAAAAAAUGGAUGAAGAUGAUGAUGAAGAUGAUGAAGAUAAUAAUAAUGAUGAAAUUGAUAAUAUUGAUGAUUGGGAAAUGAGUGAUGAAAUUGAAGAAGAAAAAAUGGAUACUAAAAGUGACACAGAACCAAUCAAAGAUAAUGAAAUUAAUGAUAUAGAUACAGAUUGUGAUAAAAAUAAUACUAAAGAAAUAUUAAAUAAUAAUAAAACUGAUGAAAAUAUAAAUAAUCAUGAUAAAAAGAAUAAUGAUAAUGAUGAAGAAGAAGAUGAAGAUGAAGAAUUACAAAUAAUUCAAGAUAAUACAGUUAAAGAAAUAUCAUUUGAUAAUUCAAAACCUCAAGAUAAUAAAAUUAUAAAACAAUUAAUGGAUAAUUCAAAAAUAACUCAUGAUAAGAAAAUUAUAAAAAAACCAAUUGAUAAUAUAAAUACAAGUCUAGAUAAUAAAAUUAAAGAAAAAUCAAUUGAUAAUUUAAAAACAAGUCAAGAUAAUAAAAUUACAGAAAAAUCAAUUGAUAAUUUAGCUGUUGUUAUAGAAAAUAUUCGAGUUGAAUCAUUUAAAAAAGUAGCAGACAAUAUAGUUAGUAAUUUAACAGUUGAUAAUACAGUUGCAAAUGAUAUUGCAGUUGUUAAUUUAACUGAUGCAAAUGAUAUUGCAGUUGUUAAUUUAACUGAUGCAAUUGUUAAUUUAAAUGAUGCUGUUGACAGUAUUAAUAAUACCGUUAAAUCAUCAGUAAAUUCAAUUGAAAAAAAAACAAUUGAUAAAAAAACCGAUGAAUUACCUAAAAAAUCAAAUUUUUUAGAAGUUAUUGUUGAUUCAAGUGAUAUUAUUGACAAGCCUGAAAUUGAUUUAAGAGAUGAUGAAAAAAUUGCACCAACUCCUGAUUCUACAACAUCAGAGUCAAAUAUUGCAUUGAAAGAUAUUGAAGUAAUCGAGGAUAAUAUUGAAACGAAGAUUGAUGAAAAUAUUGAAUGUGAGACAGCAAUAAAACCACAACAACCAAUGUUAAAACUAAGAUCAUUUGCUAAACAACCAGAUUUUUGGAAUAAUUCACAAAAUACUAUUGAUGCUAAAGUUAGUCCAAAAAAAACAGUUAAUAAUGAAGAACCGAUUGUACUUGUUAAUCUUGAUGAUGAUGAUAAUUCAAUUCAAGUACUACCACCACCACCACCACCACAAGUACCAAUAACUACAAGACUUAAAAAUGCAAAAGUAAUUGGUUUAGCAUUAAAUUCAACUGAUAAACAACCAAAAAUAAUUAAAAAAUUACAAUUAAAUCCGUUAGCAAGUCGUUCAUUGAUACAAUUAAAAAAUGCUAAAACUGGCUUACCUCGACUUCUCAAGAGUGGGCCUUCACCAGGUGUAGUUACAGGAAUACGUCAAGUUGUAACAACACAAUCAUCACGUCCAAUUUCAGCAGUUCGUCCAUUAUCAUCAACAAUGGUACGUCCAUCAUUAAUGAAUUCACAACCAAGACCAGUACCAGCACCAGUUCGUCAGCAACAAAGACAGCCAAUUGUUCGUCACGUUGUAAGACCAUUAGGUACAAAUGUUUGUAAAACUUAUGGUUUUACAAAAACAAUAACUACUAAACCAGUACCACAACGUAUAAUCACUGUAAAAAAUACUUCCACAACACCAUCAUCAUCAUCAUCAUCAACAAUAUCAUCACCAACUGCAUUGUCUAGAGUUGCAGUUAGAGCUGAAGGUUCUGGAACUUUAAAUUUAGUUCCAGUUACUUUAAAAAAUGGUACAUGUACAACUAUUAAUCGAACUGUAAAUAAUACAAAAUCAUAAUAAUAUUAAAUUGUUUGUUAAUUAAUUUAGGAUAUUUAUAUAUUUCGAUAAAAAAUUAUUUUUCCACAAUUUCAAUUAUUAUUGUUUUUUUAGAAAUUAAUGUAUAAUAUAAUUAAAAAUAUAACACGCGAAUUAAUAAAAAAAAAAAGAAAAAACAUUUAUUGUAAAAUAUUUGUAAUAAUUUUUUUUGAUAAACCAUUUGUUGGAUCCAUAAGUUUUUCCA